This is a messenger RNA of Bursaphelenchus okinawaensis, 486 nucleotides long. Lineage: Eukaryota; Metazoa; Nematoda; Chromadorea; Rhabditida; Aphelenchoididae. The record is from the annotation of a GenBank genome assembly.
AUGACCGGCUACAGAGCUUCCAACUUCUUGGCUGAUGAGAUCGACCGUCAGCAAGAAGCAUUUGAAAGAAGGCAGAAGAGGAAGUUGGAAAGGAAGCAAGAAGAAGAGAAAAAGAGGCAAAAGUUGAUGGUUGAGCAGGCGAUCAAUGAUAAUAAAGAAAACGCCGAGCCGGCCAGCACGAGUACUGUUAUGCUAGAAGGUAUGUUGAGACAAUUGGGGCCCAUAAUAUAAUAUGCAUACAAUCAUAAAACAAAUUAAAUAAUUUCUUGUGAUAUAUAUUACAAUUUAACAGAGUAGUAUUACAAUAUAAUAAGAAUAAUAACAAUUUAAUAAAAAUGCAAAAUUACGUUUUAUAUUUCAGAAGUAAGGCAGAUUGAAUUGCCAAGCAGGCUAGAAAAGCCAAGCGUCUCAGUGUUGCGUAGCUUGCUGCGCGGUCGACGAUCGAUUAAUGGAGCAGUGGCAAGAAAGUUCAUGGCCGGUAACUAA